Molecule: messenger RNA, 1538 nt
Organism: Sorghum bicolor (sorghum)
Lineage: Eukaryota; Viridiplantae; Streptophyta; Magnoliopsida; Poales; Poaceae
Product: peroxidase 2
Exons: 2
Coding region: 152-1249 (365 amino acids)
Biological process (GO): hydrogen peroxide catabolic process; response to oxidative stress
Cellular component (GO): plant-type cell wall; plasmodesma
Molecular function (GO): heme binding; peroxidase activity
Source: RefSeq, a predicted model, not a curated record
AUCCCGGCCAUCGCUCUCGCUCCGAGCUUACUUGCAUAUAUAUGCUUCUCCUCUCCUAGUCUCUGUCCAUCGAGUUAGCAGUUCAGUGUUGUGCACGCUAGCUAGCUAGCUAGCUAGAACUAGCUCGUAGAGCCGGAGGAAUUAAGCGACGAUGAUGAGCCCUAAUAAGCUCGCCGUCCUCACUGUCAUCUUCGCCGUGCUCGGCUCCGUGACUUGCCAGGGCGGAGGCUACUACUCAUCCCCGCCUCCGCCUCCGACUACACCAUCACCACCCGUUUACCACUACCCAUCCCCGCAACCACCACCAAGCCCUCCUACUGCAGGGUCCCAACUCAUAGUCGGGUAUUACAAGAACAAAUGUGGCGCUUACGUGGAUGUGGAGGCCAUUGUCAAGAAGCACGUCAAGGCCACUGAUGCUGGCAUGCAGGCAGGCCUUGUCCGUAUGUUCUUCCACGACUGCUUCAUCCGUGGAUGCGACGCCUCCGUCCUCCUGGACACGUUCAGCAACGACACCAGCCUAACCCCGGAGAAGUUCGCCGUGCCCAACUUCCCCAGCCUACGGGGCUACGAGGUGAUCGACGCGGCCAAGGAGGAGAUCGAGGCGGCAUGCCCUGGCAAGGUCUCGUGCGCGGACAUCAUCGCGUUCGCCGCCCGCGACGCGUCCUACUUCCUCAGCGGCGGCGGCAUCAACUUCGCCAUGCCCGCCGGCCGCUAUGACGGCAACGUGUCCCUCGCCAGCGAGGCCCUGUCGAACCUGCCCCCGCCGUUCGGCGGCUUCGACCAGCUCGUCAAGAUGUUCGCCGCCAAGGGCCUCGACGCCUUCGACAUGGUCACGCUCUCCGGCGCGCACAGUAUCGGCCGCUCCCACUGCUCCUCCUUCACCAGGGACCGCCUCCCGCCCAGCAACACCUCCGACAUGGACCCGGCGUUCGCCGCCACGCUGCAGGCUGACUGCGCGUCGGCCGACGGCACCGACAACACGGUGAUGCAGGACUUCCAGACCCCCGACGUCCUGGACAACCAGUACUAUAAGAACGUGCUGGCGCACAAGGUUCUCUUCACAUCGGACGCGGCGCUCACCACCGACUUCAUGGCCAAAAACCUGGUGCGCGCUUACGCGGAUUUCGUCCCCUAUUUGUGGCAGAAUAAGUUCGGCAAAGCCAUGGUGAAGAUGGGCGGCAUUGAGGUCAAGACCGCCGCCAACGGGGAGAUCAGGAAGACGUGCCGUAAAAUCAACAGCAGGUCGUGAUCACUGAUCAGAUGGCAUGCCGGCUUUGUCUUGUGUUUGUGUCCCUCCAGAUCAAACUCUGACGACGCUCAGAUGAAUGAAUGGAGAAUAAAUAACCAUUCUUUUUAAAGUUCACCGGGGAAGAUCCCCACCUGAAUGUAUGUAUUGAUUGCUUUUCUUUUUUUACUGAACGUAUUGAUUGCUUUUUGAGAGAACUGGAGGGGCUUGCGCCCCUACAGAAAGUUAUUGAGACAUAUGUAUUGAUUGCUCAGUGCCCUAAUGUUUAAAGAAUUACAUCAUUUUGAAGCUA